Messenger RNA from Acanthamoeba castellanii str. Neff, 1164 nucleotides. RefSeq names its product CBS domain containing protein. The record is from RefSeq and is a predicted model, not a curated record. Lineage: Eukaryota; Discosea; Longamoebia; Acanthamoebidae. The transcript has 7 exons. The coding region runs from base 1 to 1164 and encodes 387 amino acids.
AUGGCGAGAGCAGGCACCUUUGUCGUUCAGACGUUGGAGGAGGAAACCGUGGUGGGCACGGGCUACGCGGGCGUUCGCCCUCGCGACUACGCGGAGGGCGGGCGCACCUCCCUCGAGCGCUUCUUCAAGUCCGUCCCGCUCCUCUCCUUGGCCCGCCCACACCCCACGGUCUUCGUGCUCCGCGUCACCGACACUCUCCCGCACGCCCUCGCCGUCUUGGGCGAGCAUGGGUUCCUCUCGACUCCCGUCUUGAACCAGGCAAACGCAACGGUGGGCAUGGUGAGCGUCAAUGAUUUGGCGUCGGCCCUGGUCGUCAUGGCAGACGUAGUGGCCACGGAGGCCACCGGGCCAGAUGGCGACGCGGCGGUGCAGCAGCGGCUGCGGGAGAUGUGGGCGGCGCACACGGUGGGCCAGGUCUUGGACAUCUCCGGCCGCUCGCCAUUCGUCCCACUUCCCCACACCGCAUCCGUCUGGGAUGCGUUGGAGAGGCUGGGCCGGGACGGGGCGCAUAGCGUGGUGGUGAUGAAGGAGGACGGGUCGGGUCCGGAGGCCCUCUACUCGCAGGCAGCAGUGCUGGCCUACCUGUUCCAUCACCUGCCCCACUUCCGCGUGAUUGCGCGCAAGAUGGUGCAGCAGGUGGGCAACUUCUCGCAGCAGGUGGGCGCACACAAGCCACUGCACGUCGCCGAAGAUGCCCCGCUCCUCGAGGCCUUCCGCCUCUUACGCGAUCAGGCGGUGACGGGGGUGAUGGUGCUGAGCCACGGGCGAAAGCUUAUUGGAGUGAUCAGCGCCACGGACGUGCGUAUGCUGGGCGCUCACAUGGAGCGUGGUGAUCGCCUCUUCUCCUCCGCCGGGGCCUUCGUGCACAAGGUGCAGAAGCAGAAUCCGCUGCUGUUGAGCAAGGUCGUCAGCUGCACCCCCGUGGACACGGUGGGCAUGGUCAUGGAAAAGAUGCUCGACAACGCCGUGCACCGAGUUUUUGUCGUGCGCACGCACCACGGUAUCGCCACCCGCGCUUUGCGAUCUCUCUGCCUCUGCGCUGCGUUUGGUGUGGCGAUUCUCGUCUCUGACCAUCCCUCCCGCAAUAUAGGCAUGGAGGAGGAAGUGCCCCUUGACGUGUUGGCCAUGCGCGACAUCCUCCUCCUGUUUCAGCCCGAGGCCUGA